UUCAAAUUUACGGCUAUGGAGAUAGCUUAUUGGCUCCUUGAAAUGAUUUCCAGUGUUUGAUUACGGCUUUAAGUGACCAUGGAUCUGAAAAGAUCUGGAAGUAAAAAGCAAAAUCAGAAGGCUAUAGAUGAUGUAUUAGGUGACUUGCUAGAUGAUGACCUAGACUUUGGAACACCAAAGCAGAGAGAAUCUUCAAGACUAAAACCAAAAGCUAGUGCAGCCGAUGAUGACUUCUAUAGUAACUUGGCAUCUGUGGCCGGCCAACCAGAUGAGUCCGAUAUCUCUGAGGCUGAUGUCAGUCAAGUGGCUAAAACUCUAGCUGACCUGGAUGACUUGGAUGCAGAUUUGUUUGGUGGGAAAUACAACAAGAAGAAAUCUGGUUCUGGGACUGGCACCCCCAGACAGAGGACUCCACGUACCCCCAGGGCUGUAUCUCCGCCCCAAAAGGGAGGAUUAGUCCGCAGCUCUACCCCAACCAGCCCACCAGGUAGUGCUUCAGGCAGCAGACCCUCGGCCAGGGUUCAGUCUCCUCCCCAGCAAGCCGCCAAACCUUCUACAGCACCAGGUAGCAUUACAGGUUUAUCACGAGAUUCAGAGAAGUUAAAACCUGGUGAUACCAAACAGGAGAGACCAAGAACUGUGCCUAAAGCCAAGCCAAAAUAUAUCUAUGGAGACUUUGAUGAGGAUGACCCCUUAGCAGGACUGUUGUCUGAUGAAGAUGAUGAUUUGGAUGAAGCUAAGACCACAGCUGCAGAGGAGAAUAAAAAGUCUUCUUCCCAACCAACUGUUUCUUCUCCCAGGGAGUCAGGAGAAACACCCCAGGGUGUGCAAGACCGAGAGCCCUUGUCUCCAAGGCGACGGCGGUUGAUGGAACGUCCCCCAACUAGGAGCGGGGACAAUACGGAUUCUAAUGACACUGUCAAAGAGAAACUGUUCGAACCAGCUACAGAGUCUGCGCCUUCAGCUAAAAAAGUGGAAACUAACAAAGGUAAAGCUGCGAAGAAGAAAGAUGAUGUAAUAUUCAGCGACACAGAGGAUGACCUUCUGACAGGACUGGAUGAUGAGCCUCCCUCGAAACCCAAACCUUCCUCCUUGAGUUCUGACCAUGAGAACAAACCUGCUAAAUCCAUCCUGGACUCCCUGCUGGGGAACGAUAACGUCUCCAAACAUCUGGAGAGACCUCAGUCAGGCAGUCAGCGGGAAUUUGUCCUGGAUAAAAAAUACCAGAAACCAGCUCAAGAGAAGGAAGAUGACUUAUUCUUUGGUAGCUACAUGCCAUCUAUGGGAGGAUCAACAGGAGGGUCCCGUCCAGGCUCACGCAGAUCUGUCAGAUUUGAAGAAACAGAUGACCCUUUCAACAAGCCACCAUCCAGAGCAGGGAGUACCAAUACAGGUGGUAAGAAAGUUGAUCAGUCUUCCAGCUCUGGUUUGGACUGGCUAGAACUGGCUAGUAACAAAGAGAAAACCAAACCGGAUGAGAAUAUCAGCAAGACCACUCAGGCCAGGAAAGCCUCAGUCAGUGAAUCUGAUUGGUUGGGCUUAAAGGAGACUGGCCAAGAUGAUGAUUAUGAUUGGCUGAAUCCACAGCCAGUCAAAUCUCAGGGAAGAAAAGAACAAAAGUCCUCACCUGUUUUUAUCGCAGAGGAGAAGAAGCCUGAAAUUUCAUUGCAAACUCAACCAAGAACAUCUACUCCAGCCUCUAGGAAUUUGUAUGAGGACGAUUCCUACGCCUUCCUACAUGAUGACACAAGCAAGCGUGCCAAACAGACUCCCAAAAUAUCUAAACAGGAUAACGAAGACUGGUUAGGCGUAAGCCUCAAGGAUGACAUUACCAAAUCCUCGAUUGUCACAGCUGAUCACCAGGGCAAUGAUGUUGUGGAGAUGAAGCUGGGAAUGACUCCGAAUAAGACAUCCAGCUCUACUGUGGACUCACUUGGCUUUGGGGCUUCCAUUGGUGUUGUGAGACAGAGACGACUAGAUAAGAUCUCAGAGGAUCUCUUCUCUACCCCAGACACCCCAACUCUUUCAACAAAUCUUUUCAAACAAGAGGAGACACCAGUGAGGAGCAGAGACCCUCAUAAUUCUUCGGCUGUUUCUACGUCUGCAAGAGUGGAGCAGUUAUUGGGUGAGCCCAAGCUCACCCCACAGCCAGUUAUCCCUCCUGGACUGCCCUUGGGUGGAGACAGACAACAUGUUCUCCAGCAUCAGAUACAGCAGGCCCAGGAUCAGCUGCGUCUGCAGAUGGAGGAGCAAAUGAAACUGAAACAACAGCAGGAGCAGCUAGCAUUACAACAACAGCAGAGCCAGCUGGAAGGGAUGAUAUCUCAGUUACAACAACAGUACCAGGCUAAUGAAAUGGCAAAGAGCAGCUUGUCAAGCUUCCAGGGCCUGGCUGUCCCUUCUCAUGGCCUUCUGUCAUCAGCUGCUCACAAGUCCAUCAGAUUAGACCCACUCUACGCCAGCAUGGAUAAUGAGACUAAGGUGAGAAAGCUGGAGAUAGAGCUGGAAUGCCUGCAGUCUCGUUGUGACGUCAACCACAGACGCUAUGAGGAGGAGUUAACAGCCAUGGAAAUGUCCUACAAAAACCGCAUCAAAGUUCUUGAGGACAGUCAGCAUAAACUGGAAGAACGGUGGAAUGAGGAGAAUGAGAGGUUAUUGUCUAAGCACAUGUCACGGCUGAAGGAGCUGGAGCAGGAGAAGGUUAAUAUGGAGAGGAGGAUAGAGAGUGUGGAGAAGGAGAAGGCGGAGGAAGUGGAGAGAGUCAGGGAGACUCAGAGGAAGAUGAUAGCAGAGCUGAAGAGAGAGUAUGAAGAAUCAUUGGACAGACUUAGAGCUGUGAAAAAGCAGGAAAUAGAUAACAUUGCAAAUUCGCAUUCUGCUGCCAAAUCCCUUCAGGCUGUGAUGCAGCAGGUGAGUUCCAAUGCAAAGGACCUGGGUGAUUUACAGUACAAGAUUGAGAACUGGAGUAAGAUGGGACUGGAUGAGAGAGAGAUCUUCAUACGCACCAAAGAUGAACAGCUCAGCAUGUUACAAAAGAGACUUGAUAAACAGCAGGAAGAGAACGGCAAUGAACGUGUACGUCUUCAAGAUCUCAUCAUGCGGUUGGAGAAACAGUUAGCUGACCAAAGCCGGACAUUGGAUGAGGAGAAGUGGAAACUAAGACAAGAACAGAGUAAGCUGGUGUCAGCGCAGAGUUCCCUGGAGGAGGACAGACGGAGCUGGAUGGAGCAGCAGGCGCGGGAGAUGGCCGCACUGGACAAGGCUAAGGAUUCACUUCUGCAAGAGCAGAAAAUGAUUUUAUCGCAGCUUUAUGAGGAACGCCGGACUAUGGCUGAGGAGAGAAAUCAGCUGACCGCAGCUCAGCGAGCGCAGAGAGAGAGAGAACAGCAGCACUCCAUAAAAUAUGUCAAGGCUGAUGCUGAGUAUGAGGUGACCAUGAAGUCAGUGAGUGAGGAGCGCGCGCGUUCUGAGGCUCGUCAGAGGGAGCUGGCCAAGACAGAAGAGCACAUCCGUGCACAGCAGGCCUCCCUGGACACUGAGAAACUGAGACUACAGCAGGAGCAGAAUCGUCUGUCUGAGUUAGCACUACAGCUGAAGCAACGGUCAGCAGAGGUGGAGCGUAUGGCUUCUACUGCCCAGCAGGCCAAGCAGGACGGUACACAGGCACUGAGGGAGGCUCAGAAGCUACAGGCUGAUCAGAACCACAGGGUCUCUCAGCAGCAGGCCCAGCUAACCAGCUUACGCAACAAGGAGAAGGACAUUGCCGAGGAGCGUGUGAUGCUGUCCAAAGAGAAGAAGGAAGUGGAAGAUUUGCGGAGGUCUAUGUUAUGUGUCAACUGCAGGACCCCAGUUAGAGACAUGGGCCCAUCGCCCACCCAUCACAGUUUUAGCUCUCCAGCAGGUGUUCCAUAUUCCAGCCCUGCUCGGACCCCCUCAGGUGUGCCUGUGGUCUCUCCACUGCGGACUGACCUACUCACAGUACAGCCAGGCGUGCAGGUGUCCGCCAACGCUGUACAGGCUAUCUCUGCAUCCAUAGAAGCCGACAAGUCUUUCCGUUUGUGGAAAACUCAAGCAGAAAAAGAUAAAGAGUAUCUGAUGGAAGAAAGCAUGUUCUUGGAGACAAUCAAACAGUUCCCAUAUAGCAGCUCCCGUCUCACCUCCUGACACCUCUCUCUUAAACCUUCUGACACCUCACUCUUACAAACUCCCGACACCUCACUCAUGCAACCUCUAUACAGUCUCCUGGCACAUCAUACACACAGCAGCUUCCACCUCACCACCUGACACCUGACUCGUACAACCCCUAUUCAGUCGCCUGUCACCUCAUACAUACAGUAACACAAAGACAGUCUGCAUCUCAGUACAGUAGCUCAUGCCUCAACUUGGCACCUCACAUUAUCUAUACACAACAGCUCUUAGCUCACCUCUGGCACCUCUCUCACUGUCUCUGUUCAACCUUCUAAAACAUAAGUAUUCAUGUCCCUAUUCAGCCCCAUCAAGCCACUAAAACACAGUAACCUACUCAUGUCUAACAUCCGUCCAGCAUGGUUUACCUGCUUAGACCUUUCCGCUUCCCUUUACUAAUGUUGAUAACAAGUUCUGAUUAUCCGUCCACAUCAUUAUAUUAAAUAACUGUGAUUGUGUGGCAGUUGUGACAAUGUCUAUUGCAACUAGAAUUGGAGUAUGGUAGAUUGAGUACUUGGCAUUUAGUAAGAAGACAUAAUGACAACUGUUUAGGCCUGUUUAGUAUGUUGUUGUACGGAAAGACUGAGGUCGUUGUUGUAUCUCAGCAUGUGAUUUCCUUCAUUUAAGUAUGGUGAAUGUCGUUGAGUUUCUUCUUUAGAAAGAGUAUUUCAUGCUUAACUGAGCACUCAGAACAAGGCUUUGUGGAUGAUAAUUAUAAAUUUGUAUAGCAUCUCUGCCACUUAUUCUAUUAUCACUUAGGAAAACUGUGAAAGUAUAAUUUGUGUAGAUUUCACACCUGUACUGGUACCUGUGAUCUUGUGCUUAGACAUCUUAAUUACUGUGGUAUAUCUGCUUUUACUGCAAGCUACCUCACAUGACUAACAAUAGAUUUUGCAGUGUUGUGAGAACAGAAAUUCAAUUAUAGCUGUCAUGGACUUGAUAAAGUUUUGAACUUGCAUGUACUAAAAGUUAUAAUACUAAGUUUCAAAAGAUAUGAUACCCCAAAAUGUAGCUGGUCCUGAGGGUGAUCCAUGGUUUAAUGGGAAAUUAGAUUAUGACUGUACUGUCAACAAGCCGCUCUGUCCACUCACUUUGCACUGGGAUAGCUGUCUGAACUGUAGGUUGCUGAUCAUGCUUUCUUGUCAAACUCUCUGGCAGCUCAGACCAGGCAGUAGUUUCAGAUCAGUUAAAAGAAGUGGAAGCACAUGGCAUCUAGUGUAAGCUGGGAUAUUGUAAACAUUUUCAUGAAGGCUGUUUUGUUUGUCCUCCAAAGUGACAAUGCCUUAAAGAUUACUUAAAUGCAUUACUGUCGUUGAAAUAGAGUUAAGCUUUUCACUCCUGUUGGGAAAAGCUGGCUGUAGGGAUUUGUAAGCGCUAUAUGCAGAGCUCCAGGGUUGUGUGUACUGGCUAAACUGCCCUGCACAUCUAAUCUGUACACAGGUGCAGAUGCCAUAUAUGUAAUACAUUACAAUCUAGUGAAAAUUAGCCAAGUUCGAAAUAAUCUUAAUGUAUUCAAUGUGCAUAGUUCUGUGGACAGAUACUUUAUACCAUGUACAAAUAUUGCCCAUGUUUAUUUGUACACACUUUUUGGUUGGUGAUAUAUAAAAUUUAUCUUAGUCAUAUAUUUCCUGUUUUGUUGCAUAUUUAUUUGUUCAAUUGUUUAAUUGUAUUUAUUCUGUACUUGUCUGCUGGACAUAUUGCUGAGAUACUUGUGACUUAAUGCCAGAGUUUGUACCUGGUGAAGGGACAGUGGCUUACUCCAGUUUCCACC
Messenger RNA from Liolophura sinensis, 5956 nucleotides. RefSeq names its product fas-binding factor 1 homolog. NCBI's taxonomy places the organism in Eukaryota, Metazoa, Mollusca, Polyplacophora, Chitonida, Chitonidae. Bases 79 to 4164 code for a protein of 1361 amino acids. Gene Ontology annotation, cellular component: ciliary basal body; ciliary transition fiber; centriole. The transcript has 32 exons. The record is from RefSeq and is a predicted model, not a curated record. Gene Ontology annotation, biological process: establishment of epithelial cell polarity; cilium assembly.